Messenger RNA from Polyodon spathula (Mississippi paddlefish), 2022 nucleotides. RefSeq names its product serine/arginine-rich splicing factor 6-like. NCBI's taxonomy places the organism in Eukaryota, Metazoa, Chordata, Actinopteri, Acipenseriformes, Polyodontidae. The record is from RefSeq and is a predicted model, not a curated record. The coding region runs from base 98 to 1249 and encodes 383 amino acids. The transcript is spliced from 6 exons. Gene Ontology annotation, cellular component: cytoplasm; nucleus; ribonucleoprotein complex. Gene Ontology annotation, molecular function: mRNA binding. Gene Ontology annotation, biological process: alternative mRNA splicing, via spliceosome; mRNA splice site recognition.
GCUUUCUUCGUGCUCAGGCAGGGAGGAGGGAGGGCUUCCCUUUGUUGUAGGUUUACUAAAAAACAAAACAGCAACAGACCGUACAAUUUGAAAGAAAAUGCCCCGUGUUUAUAUUGGCAGAUUGAGCUAUCAUGUGCGGGAGAAGGAUAUCCAAAGGUUCUUCAGCGGCUACGGCAAGUUGCUGGAGAUCGACCUGAAAAACGGGUAUGGUUUUGUGGAGUUUGAAGACACCCGUGAUGCUGACGAUGCCGUGUACGAGCUGAACGGCAAGGAGCUGUGCGGGGAGCGUGUGAUCGUUGAGCAUGCCCGCGGACCUCGCAGGGACCGAGAUGGAUACGGAGGCGGAGGAGGUUAUGGUGGACGCAGUGGUGGUGGCGGCGGAGGCAGUGGAGGCGGCUACAGCAGAAGCCGUGUUGGCAGGGAUAAGUAUGGGCCUCCUGUCCGCACAGAAUACCGUCUGGUGGUGGAGAACCUCUCCAGUCGCUGCAGCUGGCAAGACCUCAAGGAUUUCAUGCGGCAGGCUGGGGAGGUCACGUAUGCUGACGCUCACAAGGAGCGCACCAAUGAAGGGGUUAUUGAGUUCCGCUCCCACUCGGACAUGAAGAGGGCGAUGGAGAAGCUGGACGGCACAGACAUCAAUGGUCGGAAGAUCCGUCUGGUGGAGGACAAGCCACGCCGUCGACGCUCCUACUCUGGAAGCCGCUCCAGGUCCCGCAGCAGGCGCCGUUCUCGUAGCAGGAGCCGCAGAAGCAGCCGAUCCCGCAGCAACUCAAGGUCACGUUCCCGAUCCCGCUCAAGAAGCAAACGGCGUUCUAGGUCAGGGAACAGGAAAUCUCGUUCUAGGUCAGCCAGGAAGUCCCGUUCUAAAUCCCCUGCCAGGAGGUCGCGCUCUAGAUCCCGCACCAGGAAGUCUCGUUCCAGGUCCCGCACCAGGAAGUCCCGUUCCCGCUCUCCCAGCAGGAAGUCCAGGUCGAGAUCAAACCGGAAGUCCCGCUCCAAGAGCGUGUCAAAGCCCAAGUCAGCCCGGGACUCCCGCAGCCCCUCUGAAGAGAAGUCUGAGAUUAAGAAGUCCCGCAGUCGAUCUUGCUCCCCUGUGGAGAAUGGGAAAGGGGACCAGCCCAAAUCUGCCUCCCCCUCAACCUCACCCAAGCCAGAUGAUCGUUGCUCCAAGUCUCCCCCAUCCAAGCGAUCAGCAUCCCGUUCCCCUUCACGCUCAAAGUCCCGUUCCCGGUCUGGCUCCAGAGAUUAGCAGCUAGCAGAAUUGCCUGUACCUGUGUUUCUCUCACUCUGGGGGGGUUUAUUCCAGUAACUGGGGAUGAUUUUUUGUUACCUGUUUACACUGAUCUGCAGAUUUAAGUGCUUGUUUGUUUGGUUGACUUGUAUGGCUUCCUGGCACUUGGCUUAAAGGCUGCUGUUUUACUACAUAUAAGAUUACUUAAAUGAAAUUUAUGAAUUGUAUGUGACUUGAUGAAACAAAUGUGGGUUACUUUGGGCUGCAAAGAAGUGUAUACCUAAUGGAUUUAAGUCCUGGUUUUCUUUUGACCUUUUGUUUGAGAGUGAGAUGCUAUUUAACCUUUUGUCCAGAUUACUCUGGCUUCUCCCUCAUUUUUUAGUUUGUUCUGUUUUUGGUCCAUUGCCAGGUGGAUGGUACCACUAGCAGAUUUGGGCUUUGUAUCUGUGCUGAUAUUCUGCUGGAAUUAAAGCAGUAGUGUGACCAUUAACCACUGGGUGGAUGACAUUUACUGAAGUGUUUGCAAAUUUAUAUAAUUUUUUUUUUUUUUUUGUAUGUUGCCAACUUUAGUUAAAUAGACACCAUUUAUUGCCCAUCUAAAUAGUUGCAUGUUUGUUGCACUAGUCUUGCUUCCUGGUGGCAUGAGAUCAGCAAUAACAACUAUUGAUCACUGAUUCAGGACUUCCCUGCCAUGUGUGUUUCUUUUAUUGCCAAAGCAUAGACCCUGAAACAAGCAUGUUAACUUUUUACUGUACAGUUGUAUUAAAGGUUCUUAAGAAAAAUAAAAUCCA